CGCUCCCGUUCAUACAGCAACAUUCCAAAAAUACGAUAAUCCAUUUUUGCACCCUUUGCCCACGAAAUGCUUGCAGCUGCUCGAAACCCACCUAUCCUUAAUUACAUCUCCUUUUAAUUUCGCUCAUCACGCACCCCUAUGGCCAUUCUUUACCUACAGCUGUGCGACAAGAAAAACCGCAGCAUCCUAACAAACAUUUAUUCGCGACUUGGAAAGAAAGCGAUAGAAAACGACAGUGUUUACAACGAGCUGCGCAAAAUAAUAACUGCCAUGCCAGAAGAUAAACAGCUUUUCAAGUACGAUUCCUCGAAUAACCAGUACGUGUUUUUCUUGCAGCUGUCAACGCUCUACGUAUACGCCUCUAUCGUAGAUGAUGUUACGGCACCAAAGGACAUAACAGCAUUUUACAACAUGCUCACCAAGGACCUGGAAGAAAACGGGAGAGAGACCGGCUUUGAAAAGAGAGUGGCUGAGCUUAUGAACACUUUCAAUUCCGAGCGAAGCAACGAUGAGAUACAGAAGGAGGUGUUGAAGGCACGCGAUGUGUGCGCCAAGUCUCUGAACACGUUAGUUAACAGGGGAGAGGAGCUCGACAAGUUGAACGUGUUAGCAGAUGAGCUGAGCACCAAGGUCAGCAAGUUCCAGAGUGAAAGCAGAAGAAUGUUUAUGGAGAAUAGAUUAAGGCAGUACUUCGUGUACGUGUUGAUUGUUGUGAUAAUUUUUAUAAUUUAUUACAUCAUUUUUAAAUGAGGUUGGAUUAAAACGGUGUUUGGUGACAAGCGGGGCUGUUCUGCACGUGUUAUGCUUUUGAUGCAAGCUUUCUGACGAGCAAGGGUUUGCUAGGGAAGGAUUUUUACCAUUUUUCUUCGUUACCAUCUCAAUGAGUAAAAGUAAAACUUUGUAAGCAGCAAUGCUGUGUGCAAGAUAAGCAUGGCAUAUUCUCAUCGUGCUGCAAAUUUUAUUUGCUGUAAGUGCCCUGCUAGCACGUAGAGAUGUACAUGUUAUGUUGUAAUGUUAGCUUUUCAGAGCCAUGCAGUGAUCCUGUUGCUUAUCUUAGAGUAGCACUGCGCUGCUACCCGAGUCAACCAUUCAGAUGACGAUGAGCAGCACGCCAAGCAGCUUUGAUGUUAAAAUUAAACGACUCAGCAGUUGAGUGUGGUGAUCAACCUUCUCGUUCACAACAACUCAGGAUUGAACCUAUCUCAGCAGCUAUGUUUGUGGAAAGGUCCAAAGAGGUGCGCUAGCAGAGAUGAGUUCAAAGAAUGAGAAAGAUUAAUUCGUAGGCGGUUCAUAAUGAAACCCUCGUUAUCCUUUCUUCCCCUGUGUAUCAUUGGUUGUGACAGCAACCCAAACAGUUUGAUGAGGUGCUGCAAUGUGCUGUUGUAACAGAUUGC
Messenger RNA from Vavraia culicis subsp. floridensis, 1394 nucleotides. RefSeq lists its product as uncharacterized. The record is from RefSeq and is a predicted model, not a curated record. NCBI's taxonomy places the organism in Eukaryota, Fungi, Microsporidia, Pleistophoridae. Bases 139 to 750 code for a protein of 203 amino acids. The transcript has a single exon.